AUAACAACCUUAUUCUGGCAGUUCAUCCCGAAACUAUGAAGCACUCCCUUGCCCUUUUUGUAAUUACGGUUGGUUUCGUGCUCGGCACCAACAAUACUGAGACCAAGGAAUUCUUAGAUUUUAAUGAUCCAAAUGAUAAAAAUGUCAUUAUGGGAGAACUUUUUGUAAAAAUCAACACCAUCUUGAUAGAGAGCAGAAAUAGAUCCGAUGAGCUGACUCAGAGAUUAUCAGAUCAAGACAGACAGAUAAAAAAAUUGAAGGAAGACUUGAAAAAAGCCCAGUUGGAAUCAUAUGAAAGACUAGAAAAGCAUAUUGCAAUGCUUCAAAAUAAAGAAUGGAAAACUAUACUCCGACGCCAAGAUGGUUCGGUCAAUUUCAACAGAAAUUGGACCGAAUACAAAUUUGGAUUUGGCAAUCGGAAUGGGGAAUUUUUCAUUGGUCUUGAAGAAUUGCAUGUCUUAACCACCUACGGCCCACCCCAAGAGCUUCUUGUGGUGUUGCAAAGUUUUGAAAAUGGAACACGAUAUGCCAAAUACGAUCGCUUUAGGGUGGGCAACGAGAACGAGAAAUAUGCCAUACUUGAAUUAGGCACAUACAGCGGUGAUGCAGGUGAUGCUAUGAAACAUCAUAAAGACGUUAAAUUUUCAACAGCUGAUGAGGAUAAUGAUAGCAGCGAUAGGAGCUGUGCUUAUAUAUAUCGCAGCGGUUGGUGGUUUAAAAAAUGCUAUCAUUGUAAUUUGGCCGGAUUUUAUAGAACGACUUCGGCAGGUGAUGGAGUUGAUUGGACGGUAUGGAAAAAAGAUGAUUUUUCCCUAAAGUUUGCCGAAAUGAGGUUAAGAACACAACUUUAAAAUUCAUAAUUAUUUUUGAAUUCAUAAAUAACACGGAGAGUGUGAUACGUAAAAAAUAAUUAUAAAAGAAAAACUAAGUGGAUUAUAAAGGAGGAUAAAUAUAAGUGCCAUAAAAUUGAA
Molecule: messenger RNA, 971 nt
Organism: Stomoxys calcitrans (stable fly)
Lineage: Eukaryota; Metazoa; Arthropoda; Insecta; Diptera; Muscidae
Product: fibrinogen C domain-containing protein 1-like
Exons: 6
Coding region: 36-851 (271 amino acids)
Source: RefSeq, a predicted model, not a curated record